Messenger RNA from Zasmidium cellare ATCC 36951, 1092 nucleotides. RefSeq lists its product as uncharacterized. Gene Ontology annotation, molecular function: hydrolase activity; carboxy-lyase activity. The transcript has a single exon. The coding region runs from base 1 to 1092 and encodes 363 amino acids. Gene Ontology annotation, biological process: secondary metabolic process. The record is from RefSeq and is a predicted model, not a curated record. NCBI's taxonomy places the organism in Eukaryota, Fungi, Ascomycota, Dothideomycetes, Mycosphaerellales, Mycosphaerellaceae. Gene Ontology annotation, cellular component: cytosol; cytoplasm.
AUGCCCACCGUCGACAUCCACACCCACAUGUACCCACCCCUGCUCAUGUCCCUCCUGCGCGCGCGCCAACAAAUCCCCUACGUCCGCACCUUCGACGCCCGCAUCGGCCCCCGCCUCAUAAUCCUCCCCACCGAAGAAGCCUCCACCUCGACCGCCAAGGGCCGGCCCAUCGGCCCCGCCUACUUCGACAUCUCCGCCAAAAUCGCCUUCAUGGACCGCCACGGCAUCGAUGUCAGCGUGCUCAGUCUGGCGAAUCCGUGGCUCGAUUGGGUGGCUUCUGGGGAGGCGGCGGGUGUGGCGAGGGGGGUUAAUGAUGAUAUGGAGGGGAUGUGUGCGGGGUUUGAGGGGCGGUUGUUUUUCUUUGGGACGUUGCCGUUGAGCGCGAGCGAGGAGGCGGUUGUGGGGGAGGUGCAGCGGUUGAAGGGGUUGAAGCACUGUCGGGGGGUGGUUAUGGGGACGUCGGGGUUAGGGGAGGGUUUGGAUGAUGCGAUGCUCGAUGCGCUUUGGAGGGUAUUGGAGGAGGAGGGCAUGGUGUUGUUCCUGCACCCGCAUUAUGGCUUGCCGGAUGAGGUUUACGGGCCGCGGAAGAGCGAGUACGGGCACGUGUUGCCUUUGGCAAUGGGAUUCCCGCUGGAGACGACGAUCGCCGUGACGAGGAUGUUGCUGUCGGGCGUGUUUGAUCGCUUCCCGAAACUGCAAGUUCUCCUCGCACACAGCGGCGGCACACUCCCUUUCCUCGCCGGCCGAAUCGAAAGCUGCAUCGCGCACGACGCGCAUCUGAUGAAGCAGGCCGCUGCGGGUGGGCGGAGAGAUGUCUGGGAUGUGCUGAAGAAGAAUAUCUAUCUCGACGCUGUGGUGUAUUCGCAGCUGGGGCUGAAGGCUGCGAUUGAGGCGUCGGGCAAGGAUCGGCUUAUGUUUGGGACGGAUCAUCCUUUCUUUCCGCCGCUGGAGGAAGAGGAGGAGGGCGGUGGCGAGUGGUUGAGUGUGACGAGUAAUGUCAAGGCUGUGAGGGAUGCGAUGGGGGAGCGGAAGGAGGAUGUGGAUGGGAUUUUGGGGGGAAAUGCGGUGAGGGUUUUGAGGUUGGGGGUGUAG